This is a messenger RNA of Corticium candelabrum, 1057 nucleotides long. RefSeq lists its product as uncharacterized. Lineage: Eukaryota; Metazoa; Porifera; Homoscleromorpha; Homosclerophorida; Plakinidae. The record is from RefSeq and is a predicted model, not a curated record. The coding region runs from base 1 to 876 and encodes 291 amino acids. The transcript has 8 exons.
AUGGCUGCUGAUUCGCCUACUAGAGCUUCUACAGGCCGCUUUUAUGUCAAGAGAGCAGUCGUACCUUUUGAGGAAGAUCUUCAUCACGAGUUUAAGGGUCACCGUUGUCUAGCGGUGGAGGAAUUGGCUCCUUUCAGCUUUCACGAUUAUGACCGGAAGAAGAGGAGCAAAAGAGCGGCAUCGAGAGCUAUCAAUAGCUUCCUGAACAGUGGACAAGGUGGAACUGUUUACUUGGGAGUAUCAGAUGAUGGAAGUGUGAUUGGAUUGCCAAUGACUCAAUAUCAGAAAGAUCACGUUGUAAUAAGCUUGAAAGAUCUGCUUGAGAAGCGAUACAGACCAACUGUUGCUUCUGAUCAAUACCAGCUUGACUUCAUUCCGGUUCUGCCUCCAGGAGUACAUUCCUUUGAUGAAGUGUCCCGAAGUCAUCCUGCCUUGUCAUUUGAUGUUGAAUUAAGACGCAGACCUCAUCAACUUCGAACUCAUUUUCCAUGCUGGUGUGACAAAGACUUAAGGGCUAUUUUUCACAAUGGACACAUAUGUCCAGAGUAUCUUAUUCAAAUCCACAUUAAGCCGUUUGAGAGCUCUGUUGAGCAGCUGUUUCCAUCAGAUGAUACAUGUAGUAGUGAUGAUGAUGAUGAUGGCAACGACGACAGCUUGGACACUAUACUGAAACUGCAACUACCGAAUGUGUAUGAAGAUGAAGAGGGUCGAUCCUACUUUCGAUUACAAGCUAGCUCUUUAGAGUAUUCUCUUGAAGAUAUCAGGAUGAUGGUCAGCAGCAAGGCUAAAGAUUAUUAUCAACCAAUAGUUCGUAGAUGGGAGAGACAACUUUCUCGCUUAAAAAAAGAAGUUUCGGAAGCAGGUCUAGAAACGUAGAAGUGUUUGUUGACUGCUACAUGGUUGCAACGUGCAACUUGUCCCAUUUUGUUUUCCAACUUUAUAAGUUUGUUUUAUAACACAAUUUCUAGCGCAGACAGCCUAACAUAAAGUCACUGACAAUUAAUAUGUAUAUAUAUAUAUAUACGUAAAUUUGUAUAAUAAAUAUAACCAGUCACAG